This is a messenger RNA of Bursaphelenchus xylophilus (pine wood nematode), 5085 nucleotides long. The record is from the annotation of a GenBank genome assembly. NCBI's taxonomy places the organism in Eukaryota, Metazoa, Nematoda, Chromadorea, Rhabditida, Aphelenchoididae.
AUGACCGGUUCCUUACUUCUGAUCACACUUUGCCUCGGGGCAUUUCGUGUCAUCGGAUUUGAGAUCCCAGGCGGUAAGUGGACCAGAAUACGGUAGCUUCUUCAUGUAAUAACGUUUCUUUGUAGAUACCGUCUUCUGGAUGUAGUAUUGUUGUUGGCAGUUUUUUUAUUUAUCGAUUUUAUCUUUUCCCUUUUGUAAACGGAAACUCAAAAGUUUUUGAAAUUUUAUGCCGCAGGCGUUUUUUCAAGUUUAAUGGAUUAAAGGGAUUAGAAAAAGGCACCGUAUUCAGAAUUUGUUUUUAAUGCAACGACCUCCAGAAAAAUUCGACCUAAUAUUCGGGAAAAGGAAUGAAGGGUUGAAAUUACUAAUUAUUUAUUUUUCGCUGAUCUUAAAUAAUAAUACAACGUAAAAGUGUAAAGAAGGUUUUACAAAAAACAUAAAAAAGAGCGGCCGAAAACUUUGCUUAGGGUUAUGCCCUCGGGGGACGGGCCUGACGGCUUCUAAUCUCCAAUAAUUUCCUUCCACGAAUCUUUUUCUAAUCUCCGGGGAGAAAUAACUUUGGUUUUAUGUACUAUUCCCAUCAUAACCUGGCCUAGGACAAGGGGAGAUCAAUCCAUCGUUACAGAGGUGUUUAUCUGACUUUGUUUUAGAUGACGAAUCAGAGGUGAAUCUGCUUACUCCUCUCGAGAAUCUGCUUCAUUCUGGAGGUCACGUCUUCCGAACAAAAGGACUUGAUGGAUUGCCGGCGGUGGGAGUUCAGGUGAGCUUAUAUUCUGCAUAAAUUUAUAUUGCAUCUAUUAAACCAGCAUCUGUUUAGAAGGGAGCCGAGAUUGUUGUUCCAUAUCGGAUAUAUCUUCCGCGACGUUUUUACCGCAACUUUGCAAUUCUGGCGUCCGUGAAGCCUCGAGAUGAGAAGGAAUCGUAUCUUUUUGCAGUUGUCAAUGCAUUUGAUACGGUAGUUGAUGUGGGCCUUAAAUGGCAACCAGCUCGUAAGCACAAAUCGUGUUUCUCCAUCGAAUGUGAUUUUAGCCGAUUCGCAAACAAAUAUUUCAUUAAUUUACACGGAUACGGAAUACGAAGCGACUUCUUCGAGGGUGGUGGCCUCUUUCUUGGUCCCCUCCUUCACCAACCAAUGGACUCAACUGGCGGUUGAGGUCAACGAAGACAAUGUGAUCUUGUAUUUCAGAUGCGUUCGUUACGCAUCAAAGACGGUAAUAUCCUGUUUAAUUUUUUUAAAAGCAAGAGUUAUCAAAAUCUUUGAAAAUAAAUUUAAAGCUUUAGAAUUAUAUGUUACAAGCAUAAUAAUCAAUACGUCCUAAAUUCAUAUUAAAUGUUUAUCUUCAGAUCCGUCGGAAUCCAGAGUAUCUGCAGAUGGACGACGCUUCCAAGUUGUACGUCGCGAAUGCCGGUCCGAUCUUAAGAGGCGGUUUCGAAGUGAGUCCGAGUCCGGGUCGUCGUUUAAACAUUGUCCGAGAAAAGCGUUGGUCUAUGGACCUGCCGUUUCUGUUUUUUUUUUGAGACCAAAUUUGCAUCUUGGUUCGUCAUCGAAUAUUUUGAUUUCUUUCUCCGAUCUGCUCCACCUGCUCUUUUAGAUUGCGCUUGUAUGUGAUCUCAGUUUUGAAUCUUUUGAAUUCAAUUACCCUCUUUUUUGUGGCCGGCGAUCUUUAAUGUUUAUGUCCAUUUUUAAACGCCUCAGGACUUUAAAUGGAAGAACGGCGGCUUUCUUUAUGAUACCUUCUUUAGACUCUGCCCUAUCGCAUUGUAAACUGCGAGUGGUGUUUUCUCGAUUAUCGCAACUUUUUUAGCCAUUGAGGAGGGAAUGGACCUGAGGCUUCUAGUAAUAUUACUCUUUAUCAAUGACUGUUUUGGAUAUAAGAAGAAGUAUCAGAUGAAGGAAUUGUCGGCGGCUUCUGUUCGUGAUGAUUCUGGAGGUGAAUCUAGAGAGACUUCAGUGGGAUCUGGAGAAGAGCCAAGGGAUGGCGAUAAUGAUGACAAAGAAGAGGAUGAAGACACUGAACAUGACACUUCGACCCAGGAAGAAAAAGAGGAUUAUGAUGCCGAAGCUUUAUUUUCUGUCUCUCAAUCCUCUCAGUCCUCUUCUGAUUCUUUGUCUUCAUCUUUCACAUCCAUAUCGGUUUCUUCUUCAACACCUCAAUUUUCUGAUGUCUAUGUGAGCAGUGAGGAGGAAGAACAUAAUCGAGUAGCAGGUCUCAUGCAGAACAUUUCCCGUAUUUCUACGGACGAUUACUUGGACGAGGACCCGGACUCACCUAAGGCAAGUUUCAGGGCUCAAUCCAAGAACUCAAGAUCUUCGACAACCCCGCAGAGGCUGCUAAUCAGUGUAACGAUAUCUGGGUAGGGCCGAGAGUUUUGUUUUUAUAAUAUUUUAAUUUAAGUGGAAGAAAAAACAACAAAACCGAAAGGUAACGGUGUUGUGAUGUAGUAAUUUGUAUGGUAGAAGUUUUCUUAGCGCUAAUUUCUUUUAUUUUAUAUUUUAGGAUGAAGGAAGUGGGAAAAGAGAGCCCGAAGAGUUGGAGGGCACUCCUCAAAACCAAUAUCAGACAUCGUAUCAGUCGACUUAUCCGACCACCAGCACCACGAGGGCCCCAGAAUUAGUGGCCGAUUAUCCGAUGGCUCCUCCCAUGUUGAAAGGUAACGGGAAACAAAAAAAAUAUUAAAAGUUAUGGACAUUACGUAAUAGUGUCAGAUAAUGGUCUGGAAUAUGAUGACGUAAUUUUUAGACGGCUCUCCAUUUCUUUUGGAGGACGAUUCUCUGAUCCUCCCCUUCCUCUCGUAUAACGACCGGUAUAGUGUCCACGCGGACCCGGUCCAGUCCUUCUGGAGUCGGGGUUCUGAAUCCACUUCAGGCCCCCAGGGUAUCUAGCUUCUGUCAAUGGUUUCGUCUAGUUGAAUAUGAUGUCUAACGCGGUCUGCUCUAACAGUUUUGCCUACUCAGUUCACAAAUUACAUUUAAGUUUUUUAAAUUUUAGUUAUUUCAGGGGAAAGGGGAGAACCUGGUCUGCCUGGUCCACCUGGUUUACCUGGAAUUCCAGGUCCAAUGGGACCUCCGGGAGUUGUAAGUUUAUUUGUCGUUCUUGUUGUUAUGUUAUACAAGCGUAUUAAUUUAGUUGAUAAUUUUAAUUAUUUAGUGCGAACAAAAGUGCCCAUUAAUGGAACCACGUCUUGAAUUAACGGCUGCUGACGUAGAACGAAUUGCCAGAUAUCCGGGAGUAAAGGUAAACUCUAUUAGAAUAGUUCAAUCUGUUUUAAAACGAUAUAACAGCAUAAUUUAGGGUGAGAAGGGCGAGAGAGGACAGUCUUCCGAGGCCAAACCAUACCAUCACUCUCAAUAUUCAGUCGAACCAAUCAGAUCGACCGGUGAGAAAGGCCAAAAAGGAGAUCCCGGCUACCCGGGACCAGCUGGAAUACCCGGAAUCCCCGGCCCUCGGGGCUCAAACGGGCUUCCAGGACCUCCAGGGCCUCCAGGAAGGGAUGGGGCUUCGUCUGGAGGGGGUCAGGGUGGGGUACGAGUUUAUGAAACGGCCGUGGAGUUGUUCUCGUCAUCACCCCUGACUCCCGUAGGAUGUCUGGCCUUCGCUUUGUCCAGUCAGCAACUAUUUAUCCGUGUUAAUAAUGGCUGGCAAGGAGUUAAGGCAAGGGAUUUCGAGGAUUAUUUGUAUAUAAAUUGAACGUAAUUUCAAUUUAAUUUUUUUUUUGAUUUCAAAUGUAAUACCGUAAUAUUUAGCUUGAUGGAUUUUACCCCUCCAUGGAAAGAAAGCCGUCAGCGGUGAGUCGUAAAGAAUAAUUGACUAGUCGAUCAUCUUUUCAGCCCAUUUAUAUGGCCAAUGCUCCAGCCAAAGAUCAUUUGUCGUAUUGGGUGAGUAGAUUGUUCCAGAACGCGCCGAUUCCCUGUCCUUUUCCGUUUUUACCUUGCUUCUUGUAGCUUGAAAAUGACGCCGAUAGUGCUGAUCGUGCUCCCUGUGCACGUCGUUCGGUCGCUCAGCCGGUGAUUUUUCCUUUCCUUUCAAACUGUCGUGUUGUGAUCUUUAAAGGUUAUUCCAUCUUUAAUCUAAGCCUUUGAUUUUUAGAGGGAUAUCAGUCAACAUUCCACUCCAGCACCUCCAUUACCGUAUACUCGACCAGUUCUUGAUGAAGGAAGGGCAAACAAGUAUAAUCAAUACAAUUACGUCCAUAAAGAGAAGCCUCAAAAAGACGGGAACUCACCUUAUCAGAAUACCGUCGACUCUAGAUUGUCUCCUCAUUAUGGAAAACAAAGAGUAGGGGAAUCCUUUCAUAGGUUAUAUUAUUUUAGUUGCAUCUGAUUGCUCUAAAUGAACUAUAUCGAGGUGACAUGAGAGGGAUCCGUGGAGCUGAUCUUGAAUGUUACCGUCAGGCUCGAAGAUCGGGCUUCAAGACAACAUUUAGGGCGUUCCUAUCUUCCAAAGUUCAGGAUCUGAAUAAGAUCGUCUUCUUUGAUGACAGGAAAUAUCCAGUUGUAAAUGUGAGAGGAGAUCGAUUAUUCGAUAGUUGGGAGAGUUUGUUCACUGGGAAAGCACCCCAGGCAAAAAUUCUCAGUUUCAAUGGGAUCGACCAGUUCAGUAAUCGGUAAUUACAUUUCGAAUAGUCAUCUUUUUCGGGAUGUCACAAUUUCGCAACAAAAAGUAAAGUUUUAGCAAGGAAUCUGGGAUUUGGCAUGGAUCGAAUGCUGCUGGAAAUCGUGUGACCGAUGCGUUCUGCAACGGAUGGAGAUCAGAAAGGCAUUCCGAUUACGGCAUGGCCACUUUUGUAGGCCCUCAGGCGCAGGAGAUUAUGGUGGAACCGCGCGAAGUUUCUUGUGAUAGAGAACUGAUUGUCUUGUGUGUCGAGGUAAAUGAAUAGCUUGAUGAACAUUGUCCGCGUCUACUUUGUUCCAUUAUUUUCACUGCAGUCCAUGUUGAUUACAAUAGAAUAAUAGUGUAAUAUAAUGUUAUGAUUACUAUGAUGUACCACAUGUAUGGCCCGAAGUCUUACGUAACUCCUUUUUAGAACAUGUCAGCCUUCAGUGCCAGACGUCGAGUGGGGAAGAGAAUCUCGGAAGAUUUUUGA